GCGAAAUAUGAAAUCCACCCGUACCUUGGCUAUAUUGUCUGGUAGCACGUGCUUUGCUCGCCACUCAUUUGGAUAUUUUCUACAGUAUUGCAAUCCGUCCCCCUUGUCUUUGUCUCGGGUUCGUGUGGUAACGCAACCCUCAUCGCGCUGCUGUUCUGCGUUUCUGACUUCAAGCAAUAAAGAACGCGUAGAACUUUAUAGCUCAAAAGUCAUGGACUUUCCGAUCAAGGUCCCUUCGGGAGGAGACUUCAUUGGGCUUUCCGCUACGUUUGAUACUGCAGGAAAUCUCAUACCGGUACCGGAAUACCUUAUACCGGAAAGUCUGGUAGAAUGGGGACAAGCUCCAACUUGCCUGGAAGUCAUCACAUCCGAAACCAGUGGUCCCGACGAAGAAUCGUAUUGGAAUCGCCAAGUUUUGACUAUUUACCCGGAAACGGGAUGUGCGAUUGACAAUCUCGAAGUGAAGAAGACCCAAGAACAAGUAGAGGACUGCAGGAUUUGGAAAAAUGCAGAAGAAACUGUACGAGUCCUUUCCGUUGCCCUUCCAAAUCACCGACAGCGGAUCGAAGUUUCAUUUGGUGCGACGGUGGACGAGGCUAAGGAUCAUCGUGUCCGUGUUGGAAUUAAUCUGCAGCAUGUUUCCGAUGCAAAAUUGGUUUCUGAUCGUGACGCUCCUUUGCCUACGUCGCGUUCAAGUUGGUUGGUGGUGGCACCCAUUCAGAUCAUAAGGGAGCGUCAGCUGGACAAAUCGAGUUCUGAAGGUACUCGCGCUGACGGUGGUGGACUAGACGGUCGAUCAGUGUCCACGUGGCUAGGUGACAAUUUGAAACAUUCCUACAAGUUUGCGGAGCAAAUUGUAGAGACUCCUUGGAAACCGUUGACAGUGAAUGUAGAAACAGCCGAGGACGAACAAUUUUCCGAGCUGCUACUCCCUGCCAAUAUUACGAUAAGCUAUACCUCUACAGUAUCGAACGAAGAUGGAUUGAUUUUACGAAUCGGGCACGUAUUCGAGGAAACGCGUCGCCAUGUGGUCAAAGUAGCCGUGGAAGCGGAUGGAAUAGCAAUUUCCAAGACAUGGGUGGAAGAAGGCUCCUAUGAAAAGGGAAAGACUCGCUGA
Phaeodactylum tricornutum CCAP 1055/1 is the source of this 1117-nucleotide messenger RNA. RefSeq lists its product with no specific name. The record is from RefSeq and is a predicted model, not a curated record. The transcript has a single exon. Bases 8 to 1117 code for a protein of 369 amino acids. NCBI's taxonomy places the organism in Eukaryota, Bacillariophyta, Bacillariophyceae, Surirellales, Neidiaceae.